AUAAUUUUUCAUUGUUUCUGCUAAAGUUGAAUGAUUAGUGCUAAAUUAGCAGGCUAUUGUUUUCUUAUUAUUGGCUUCUUUGUACAUUCUUCUUAUUCUAUAAUGAAACCCCUAGCCUGCAGUAGGAAUAUUUAGGCAAAUGCCAUGCAUUGACUGAAUUGACCGAAAUUUAAUUACAGUUAAGCAGUUGAAUGAAACCCCUAGCCUCCAUUAGGAUUAGUUAGGCAAAAAUAGACAAGCCUGGGAAUAAGCAUCUUGAUUUUUUCAGGUUUCCAUAUACAAUUUUAACAAUCCAUACAAAAUAUACAAUCAUUUUAUUGAGUGAGUUGAGGUAUUUAGGGAAAAGUUGAAAACUGAUGAUAGGACAGACUUUGCUAUUUAUUGAUUCUAAAGAGCAGCUUGAUCUUCUCUGGCUUUAGUUGGUACAAGCACGGGCGUCAAUAUGAUAUUUGCAUUGGUUUUGAAUGAGCCCGCAUUCCAGGUUGAAAUUCCUGACCCAAGCCUUAAAAUUAACUGUUGCACGCUGUGAAACUCUAAAAUUAACUUUUGCUAAUUCCCAUUUAUGUUUUUUUGACUUCUUCCCCUUUCCCUCUUCAAUUAGUUAAAAAAAAAAAAAAAAAAAAAAAAGCAAACCCUAAUCUCAGUUAGACACAAACACGAACACACCUGUAGCUCCACUCCCAUUAUCUAAACCCAAACCCAAAUUGAUGGCUUCAAUUCUCUAAACCCAAAUCAAUCCCAAAUUUGAAUUCUUUGCAACCUUCAUCUCUGUCUACGCCAUCUCCAUCAUCUCGAGCUCUGAUUAGUCGAAAUCUCCAGUUGGAUGAAGAUUUGUUUUGAAGCAACAAUUGGAGUUGUAUGUGGAGAGGGUUCAAGAUCCUAAUUCUGGGUUGCAGAGGGUUGCUCUUGAGUUUAUGAGGUGCAUCUGGAUUGAUUUGGUGUUUCGGACUACCUGGACUAAAAUAAACUUGUCAGCACCAAUCUUUGCUUAUAUGUAUCAGACAACAUCGUGUGGCUUGUCAUGGCAUCAAAUUUCAUCUUUUAGGCAGGAAAUUUGCACCUCUACUAGUUCCAUGUCCUCAGUUCCAAAGCCAUUAAUAACAUCUUCUUUUUUUGGACGAAAAAGAAUUUUAUAUGCAGUUUGGGAAGUUUACAAUUUACAGUGUGGGUGUGCAUGAAUUCUUCUACAAAAAUGAAGAAACAGAUUGCUCUAGGGUUUGAGGGUUCAGCAAACAAGAUCGGUGUCGGCGUUGUGACCUUGGAUGGCACAAUUUUGUCAAACCCACGCCACACAUACAUUACCCCUCCUGGCCAAGGUUUCCUUCCCCGUGAAACUGCACAACACCAUCUCCAAUACAUUCUGCCAUUAAUUAAAUCUGCUUUGGAAACUGCAAAAGUAACCCCUCAAGAGAUCGAUUGCCUUUGUUACACCAAGGGUCCUGGAAUGGGAGCACCACUUCAAGUUGCUGCCAUUGUUGUUAGGGUUCUUUCACAGCUGUGGAAGAAGCCCAUUGUUGCAGUCAAUCAUUGUGUUGCUCAUAUCGAGAUGGGAAGGAUUGUGACUGGUGCGGAUGAUCCUGUUGUGUUGUAUGUAAGUGGUGGGAACACACAGGUAAUUGCAUAUAGUGAAGGAAGGUAUCGAAUCUUUGGAGAGACCAUUGAUAUUGCUGUUGGAAAUUGCUUGGAUCGGUUUGCUAGGGUAUUAGAACUCUCCAAUGAUCCAGCCCCCGGAUAUAACAUUGAGCAGCUUGCAAAGAAAGGAGAACAGUUUAUAGACCUUCCAUAUGCUGUCAAAGGGAUGGAUGUGUCUUUUAGUGGAAUUCUGAGCUACAUUGAAGCCACUGCUGUGGAGAAAUUAAAAAAUGACGAGUGCACCCCUGCAGACCUGUGCUACUCACUUCAGGAAAAUGUGUUCGCAAUGCUUGUUGAGAUAACAGAACGUGCAAUGGCACAUUGUGACAAGAGAGAUGUACUUAUUGUUGGUGGUGUGGGUUGCAAUGAGCGCCUGCAAGAGAUGAUGAAAACCAUGUGUGCUGAACGGGGUGGAAGAUUGUUUGCAACUGAUGAUAGGUAUUGUAUUGAUAAUGGGGCAAUGAUUGCUUAUACUGGUCUUCUUGCUUUUGCUCAUGGAACAUCAACCCCGUUGGAGGAAUCGACUUUCACGCAACGGUUCCGGACUGAUGAAGUGGAAGCAAUCUGGAGAGUAAAAGAGGAGUCAGCAAAAGUUUCAGGGUAUGGGAAGUAGCUAAAUCUAGUUUUUAUGCGAAAAUCUAGUAGUUCUUGAGGUAUGCAGCCUCUGAUGUUAAAAACAUCAAUUUUAAAUUAAUUAGCUGAACUAUGGCAACGGUAUUAUGAUUUUUAAGAAAGGUGCUUGACUUUGUUACCGCAAGUACCUAACUCAAGUAAAUUGGUAUUCUAGUUAAAUUUAAAAAGUUUGGGACUUUUUCAUCGUUUUUGUAAGAUAUAUUUUCUAUUGAAAAUGGAUGCGUGGGUUACGCA
This is a messenger RNA of Rosa chinensis, 2499 nucleotides long. Its product is annotated as probable tRNA N6-adenosine threonylcarbamoyltransferase. Gene Ontology annotation, cellular component: EKC/KEOPS complex; cytoplasm. Gene Ontology annotation, biological process: tRNA threonylcarbamoyladenosine modification. Lineage: Eukaryota; Viridiplantae; Streptophyta; Magnoliopsida; Rosales; Rosaceae. The transcript is spliced from 6 exons. Bases 1175 to 2245 code for a protein of 356 amino acids. The record is from RefSeq and is a predicted model, not a curated record.